Molecule: messenger RNA, 2576 nt
Organism: Papilio polytes (common Mormon)
Lineage: Eukaryota; Metazoa; Arthropoda; Insecta; Lepidoptera; Papilionidae
Product: glutamic acid-rich protein-like
Exons: 3
Coding region: 94-2397 (767 amino acids)
Cellular component (GO): extracellular region
Molecular function (GO): chitin binding
Source: RefSeq, a predicted model, not a curated record
AUACUGUGACCUCGAUAAAAUUGAGCAGCACCGAUCUGUGAUCGCAUUUUUGUAUCAGAUCGCGAAAGCAAUACGUCGGUUGUAGCGGUCAACAUGAACACAGCGUUACUGUUGCUGUGUUGCGCGGCGGCGCUGGGGGGCGCCUCCGCUCUCUCAAUCAAAUUGAGACAAAAUCCGGAGACUCUUUGCCUCGGCCAAGAUAACUUCCUACGCAUCGCCAGCGUCGACAACUGCUAUGACUACUACCAGUGCUAUGCCGGCCGCUCCUAUCUCAUGCAGUGUCCUGAAGAGACCUGGUUCAACGAAGAGGACCAGGUAUGUGAUCGCUCGGAGCUUCCGGCUAACUGUCGGACGGAAAUUGAACCAGAGCCGGAACCAGAACCUGAACAAGAAAUCGAGCCAGAAGAGGAAGUCGAACCGGAAGAGGAAGUAGAAGAAGAAGUCGAACCGGAAGAGGAAGUAGAAGAAGAAUCAGAACCGGAAGAGGAAGUAGAAGAGGAACCAGAACCGGAAGAGGAAGUAGAAGAUGAAACAGAACCGGAAGAGGAAGUAGAAGAGGUACCAGAAACGGAAAUAGAAGAGGAAUCUGAACCGGAACAGGAAGUAGAAGAGGAACCAGAACAGCAAGAAGUUGAAGAUGACGAAUCUGAAACAGAAAUCGAGGAAGACCUCUUACCGGAAGAAGAUCUAGAUUCUGAAAAUGAGCCGGAAGUUUCUCUUCCUGAAGAUCUAAUUGAAUCAGAAGAAUCUCAAGAAGAUGUGGAACGUGAUGAGGGAGAUGACGAAGCGGAAGAGGAAAAUGAAAAUGAAGAGGAAAGUAAUGAGGAGGAGGAGGAAGAAGAAAAUGAAGUAGAAGAUGUAGACGAAGACGAGGAAGUAGAGGAGAGUGGUGAAGAUGAGGUAGAGGGUGAUGAAAGCGUAGAGGAAGAAAACGAAGAAGAUGAAGAUUCAAACGAAAGUGAAGAAAAUGAAGAGAAUGAAGAGCUCCUAAAAUUCAAUGCGCAACAACAUCAGCAUCAUCAUGAUCACAACCACGGUCAUGACCAUCACCAUAACCACAACCACGGUGAUGACCAUCACCACGACCAUGGGCAUAGCCACGACCACGAUCAUGACCACGAACACAGUCAUGAUCAUGGUCACGACCAUGAACAUGUCCACGAUCAUGACCAUGAGCACGACCACGAUCACGACCAUGAGCAAGAUCACGACCAUGAGCACGAUCACGACCAUGAGCACGAUCACGACCAUGAACACGAUCACAAUCAAGUUGUCCAUGGACAAGAAACUAUCGAAGAACAAUCCAACGAAGAAGCCGAUGAAGAAGAAGUUCCUGAAAAUUUUGAUGCAACACAAGAUGAUCCUCUGAUGAAAUUUGUUAAAGCCUACAGGGAAUAUAAACUUCAAGAAGACCUGGACUCUGAUGAGGAAGAAGAAAUUGAAGAACCGCUAAGAAAUCAACCUAAACCACUAAAACCACAUCCCUAUUUCUAUCCAUACGGACAGUACCCCGCUAAACAACAAGAAGUAGAAGAUAUUGAAAAUGAAGAGGAACUAGAGGAGCAACAAGACGAACAACAAAAACUGUCUAUGCGUUUCCGACGGUCACUUCUAUGGCAAAAUGAAGAUGAUGACGACGAAGAUGCUUUAGAAAAUGAUGAUGACCAAGUUAACGCAGAAGAAGAGUCAAAACGUUCAAGAUCUUUGAAGAGACAAAAUGAAGUCGAGGAAGAUGGAGAGGAUGAAGAUGAUGAAAAAGAUGAUAAUCUAGAUGAUGCAGAAGAAGAGUCUAAACGUUCAAGAAGAUCUUCGAAGAGACAAAAUGAAGUUGAGGAAGAUGAAGAGAAUGAAGAUGACGACGAAGAUGCUCAAGAAGAUGCAGAGGACGAGUCAAAACGUAUGACAAGAUCUUUGAAGCGCCAAAACGAAGAGGAAGAGGACGAAGCUGAUGAGGAUGAAGACGAAAACGAUGGAGAUGAUGAGGAAGAAGAGGAAAAUACCGACGGUGAUUUAGAAGAUGAAGAAGAAAAUGAAGAUGAAGCAAAAUUAGUUAGGUCAAAGCAACGGCAGAACGAAGACGACGACGACGAUGAUGACGACAACGACGACGACGACGACGACGAUGAUGACGACGACGACGACAACGAUGAUGAUGAUGAUGAUGACAAUGAUGACGAUGAUGAAGCAGAUGAAAAUGAAGAAGACAAUGAUGAUGACCUCAAAAGACAAGAUGAAGUAGAUGACGACGAUGAUGACGAUAACGAGGAAGACGAAAACAAUGAUGAAGCUAAUGAAGAAGAAGAUGAUGAUGAUGAAGACGAGGAUGGUGAGGAAGAAGUUGUAGAGAAUGAAGGCAAACGGUUCUUUAGGCGACUUUUUAAAUCAUUAGUAUUUUAGACGUUGGCGCCUUAUAUUUCAAACGCAUUUUAUAGAUAAGUGACAGUUUGAUUUACUGUAGGAAGUUAGGACGAAAUAAUUUAUUUAUAUUUAAGUUCGAGUAGGCUUUUACGUAGAAACACUUGUGCAAUUUUGUAAAUAUGCUGCAGUGAGAAUGAAAUAAAAUUUAUAUAAGAUUU